This is a messenger RNA of Aphanomyces astaci, 1035 nucleotides long. RefSeq lists its product as hypothetical. The coding region runs from base 1 to 1035 and encodes 344 amino acids. NCBI's taxonomy places the organism in Eukaryota, Oomycota, Saprolegniomycetes, Saprolegniales, Verrucalvaceae. Gene Ontology annotation, molecular function: nucleic acid binding. The record is from RefSeq and is a predicted model, not a curated record. The transcript has 3 exons.
AUGCCUUCGUCACGCUGCGAGUCCAUUGGACCCACGCAAUCUCGCGUAAAGGCUCAAAACCUUACCGACGUGGAGCGACAAGCCAUGAUCAACAUGCUGCUAGCGAGCAGCAAUGGCGGCAAGCGAAAGUAUGGAUCCGUCAAAGGCGUGGCAGACCAAUUCAACUGCCAUCGCACAACGGUGUCCGCGGUCUGGAACUCGUGGAAAGCAGCAUGCGCAGAGUGCGGCUCCAAGAUGAUCGCGUCACCUCCAACAACCCGCAUGAAAGGGAACUGUGGAGCGAAAACGAAGUGGUCUGCUGAAGCCAUUGAGGCAGCGAUCAAGUUCGUCCCGUUUCAUAAACGACAAACCACCCGAGCUUUGGCCUUUCACUCUGGAGUUCCGCGAUCAACCAUUCUGCGCCACAUGAAGCGCAACCGCCGUCUCCGAUGCAAAUCGUCGUACCUGCGGCCAUUGCUGACUGAGGACAACAAGGAAGAACGCAUGAAGUUUGCUUUGUCCUUUGUCAAGAAGAACCACGUUUUCGACGACCCUGCACGACGUCUCCAAGUCGAAGCGCUUCAUCACAAAGGUAAUGUUCCUCUGUGCCCUCUGUGCGUAAUGUUCCUCUGUGCUGUUGCGCGGCCCCGGUACGAUGUCAGCAUCCGCCGCAUGUUCGACGGGAAGAUCGGGAUGUGGCCCUUUGUUGUGAAGGCGCCAGCACAACGCAACAGCAAGAAUCGACCUUGGGGGCCGAUGCUCACCGAGCCCCAAAACGUGACCGCCCAAGUGUACCAAGACAUGUUGCUCACCCGAGUAAUUCCUGCAAUCAAGAUGAAGUUGCCGCUGGUCAUGAAGUCGUCAACGGUGUACAUUCAGCAAGACAACGCCGGCCCACACGCAAAGUCCGUGAACAAAGCCAUUGAUCAGCUUGCAGUGAACGAUGGAUGGACUAUUCGACUUCGAAAUCAACCACCGAACAGUCCCGACUUCAACGUCUUAGAUUUAGGAUUCUUCAAUUCUUCAGUAUCAGUCAACUCCAUCGAAUAUCGAUGA